GUUGCUCUACCAACAAUUGCUAGAUCAAUUGGUUUAAUUUCGAAACCCUCUCGUCAAUGGCAGUUUCACACCUUCCGAUGUCUCUUAUUAGAUUCCGUCUCUGAUUCCGUCAAACUCCGACGACUAUCUGAUGCUGAUUCCGGGUCUGGGAAGGUUUUAAUGUAUCCAGACUUGCCUCCUGUCAAGUUUAUCUAUUUCUGAACAGACAUGAAGACUGUUCCAGAAAGACAUGGGAAAAAAAAUACUAGGAAAUUGCGGGGGAAAAAGAUGCGACAACAGAUAUAUGCAAACAUUGUGUAUAUACCAUGAUAGUGGGAUUGUUGAGCUUACCUUAGAUAGGCCAGGAUCCAAAAAUGCCAUUGGAAAGGAUAUGCUAAUAGGCUUGCAGCAUAGUCUUGAAACAAUAAACAGAGAUCUCUCUUCCAAAGUCUUGAUGAUGUGCAGUUCGGUUCCAAAGGUUUUCUGUGCUGGUGCUGAUUUAAAGGAACGAAAGGAAAUGUCACCAGCUGAGGUCCAGUCCUUUGUGAAUGCACUUCGAUCCACAUUUUCACUAUUGGAGGUACUUAAUAUUCCCACUAUUGCUGUUAUAGAAGGAGCAGCUCUAGGUGGAGGGCUGGAGAUGGCCUUAUCAUGCGAUCUCCGGAUAUGUGGUGAAAAUGCUGUAAUGGGUUUGCCAGAGACUGGACUUGCUAUAAUACCAGGAGCAGGUGGCACUCAACGGCUUGCUAGAUUGAUUGGAAAGUCUUUAGCAAAGGAACUUAUCUUCACUGGUCGUACAAUUUGUGGCACUGAGGCGUCAUCAGUGGCGGAUUGUGAUGCAGGUCUUGUUAACUACUGUGUGCCGCCUAGUUCAGCUUAUUCCAAGGCUCUCGAAAUUGCACGGGAAAUAAAUCAGAAGGGUCCAUUGGCAGUGAGAGCAGCAAAACGCGCUAUAAAUGAAGGACUUGAUAUGGACAUGGCAUCAGCCUUAAGAUUGGAAGAAAAGUGUUAUCAACAACUUUUAAAUACCAAUGACCGAUUGGAAGGCUUAAAAGCAUUUGCUGAGAAGCGGAAGCCAAAGUAUACUGGUGAAUAAGAGUGUUUGAUGUUCUGAUGUCUUCUCAAAAUGUAGAAGGGAGCAAAUUGUUGUACUUGUACACUUGUACUUGCUUACAACACUCUUAUUGAUAUCGCAGUUGCGUGUUAAUGCUUGAAAAUUGUUUGAAAAA
Messenger RNA from Beta vulgaris subsp. vulgaris (sugar beet), 1208 nucleotides. Its product is annotated as probable enoyl-CoA hydratase 2, mitochondrial. Gene Ontology annotation, molecular function: enoyl-CoA hydratase activity. Gene Ontology annotation, cellular component: mitochondrion. Gene Ontology annotation, biological process: fatty acid beta-oxidation. Bases 230 to 1075 code for a protein of 281 amino acids. The transcript is spliced from 9 exons. The record is from RefSeq and is a predicted model, not a curated record. NCBI's taxonomy places the organism in Eukaryota, Viridiplantae, Streptophyta, Magnoliopsida, Caryophyllales, Amaranthaceae.